This is a messenger RNA of Theileria equi strain WA, 759 nucleotides long. RefSeq lists its product as hypothetical. The transcript has a single exon. The coding region runs from base 1 to 759 and encodes 252 amino acids. The record is from RefSeq and is a predicted model, not a curated record. Lineage: Eukaryota; Apicomplexa; Aconoidasida; Piroplasmida; Theileriidae.
AUGGGAGAUAUCUCGGAUAUUAUAAAGGGUUAUAGGCUCCUCGAAGAGUAUGAGCUUUCCCAAAGUCUCUCAAACCUCUUUGAAGCCCAAAAGGGUAAAUACGAAGCCACAGAGGAACACACUGCAGAUAUUUUGAGAGAAUUCUACUAUAAAAAACUAGCAGAACUAUACAAGACCCUAGGAACUACAAGUGCAUACUCGAUAUCGUACAAUCAACCAAAUGAUGACCAAGAUGGCUCAACUCUGGAUGAACCUCACCAUUCCAGCAACAUUAAUCCAAGCUUUAACAAUGAGAAUAAAAAUACAACCGAAAAUAUGUUAGAAGAACUAGAAUCUACGACCAAAACGCUGGAAUCGUACUACGAGGCGAUUAACAGGGGGGUCUGGAACAACUCUAAACUAAACGAAGCAUUUUCUGCAACAUACCUGGAUGAAGAAAAAUGGCCAAAGGCUUCAAAAUUACUGAAAGAAGCCAGCAAGGGUGACAAGUACAGACAGUGCCUGGACCUCCUAGAGGCUCGCGACGAGCUCUGCAGGAAAAUCAUCGCAGUUCAGCACUGCCUAAUUAUCUCUACACACACCUCCAACGUUGCAUCGACGCAAUCUGAUCGCAAAUGUGUGCCUUUGGAACCCUCGGGAGAGGCAAGAGAGCAGAAGACCCCCGUAGAGGCUGCCGUGACAGAAAAUCGCAAACUACUACAGAGAAUUGAACUCUACAAGAAUGAAUUGAUGAGAGUCUACGAGAAUUCCGGGAACUAA